CAAGCAAAUUUAAUUUGGUUUGACAAACCAAAAGAGAACAGCCAAUCUAAUUUGUCAUUCUAUUCUAUAUAUAUAAGAGAAAAAUUGCCCCACUAACACUAUCAUACAUACUACAUCAGUACAUCACAAAACCAUCACAGAAUGGCUUCGGAAGGAGGUGAAAAGUCGGACUUCAAUGAGAACCACAAAGGUCAGUCGAGGAGCUCUAGGGUCGAUUUGGUCAUUAUGCUGCUGAGGCUGCUCGCGUUCUUAUCAACUCUUUCGGCGACGCUUGUGAUGGCCCUCAACAAGCAAACGAAAGCUAUAACCGUGGCCACAAUCGGGACCGUGCCCGUAAAAGCCACUCUCACGGCCAAUUUCCGACACAAUCCGGCAUUCGUUUUUUUCGUGAUAGCUAAUGGCAAAGCGAGUCUCCACAACUUGUUGAUGUUAGCGUUCGGUUUUGUGGGGCACAAGUGUGGGUUGUCGGGGAUUGCUUCCUUUGCGAUUCCAGUCCUGGAUUUGAUGAAUGUGGCUAUUGUCUCGGGUGGGGCAAGCUCGGCAGCCUUCAUGGGGCAGCUGGGAAGGCACGGAAAUUCGCACGCCAGAUGGAGCAAAAUAUGUGAUAAAUUCGACAGGUUUUGCGACCAAGCUGGUUUGGCCAUGAUUGCUUCGUUCGUGGGGCUUUUGCUCAUGAUAAUCAUAUGCUCGGUUUUCAUCUUCAAGCUUCGCGCCAAUAAUCAUUGGAAUAUGAAGCUUGUUGUGGUUCCUUGAAGUGUUAUUACAUACUAUCGAUCGUCUCUUGCUAUUUUUGAAUUUGUGGUGUAAUAUGUGUGUACUUUCCGUCGUGUUUGUUUGAAAGUCGUGAUUAAACUGCGACUUAUUGAAGUAAAUAUUGUGAUUUGUUUUGCAGAUGAGUCUACCUUUACUAUAUGGUACUUGGUUAUAAAGGGGA
This is a messenger RNA of Striga asiatica, 934 nucleotides long. The record is from the annotation of a GenBank genome assembly. Lineage: Eukaryota; Viridiplantae; Streptophyta; Magnoliopsida; Lamiales; Orobanchaceae.